AUGUUGGCCGAAGACAUCAAGCGCAAUAUCGAGCUUCUUAACAUCACGAUGCAAUUCAUCGGUAUGACAAGGAAAAACUUCCUGGAAACUACCCUCGUUCAUACAAUACCAGCCUUAGUCCUUUCCCGUAAUGGCGAUGCACUCAAAGAAGUCGCUGGUGUGGUUCAACAGAAAUUAGGAGUAAUGCUCAUGGACAAUAUAUCGCAUAUUCUUGCGCAAGCAUUCCUUCGCCCUCAUCAGACCGACUCGGCUCUCAGAUUCCUCGUUAGUCUGUUGAAAGACAUGACAAGCUCGAACCCGCGAGCCCAGCCGAAUAUUUCCAUCUCUUCUCUCAUGACCGCUUGUAUAGUCGACUUGGUCGUUAUGCUGAUUGUCGAGCUAGGCGAUCAGAAUAGAAGCGUCAGGGCAGAUGCUAAAGCUGCCUUAAUCAAGGCUAGCUUACAACAGACUGGCAGUGAAGAUAUUGGGGCUUUCCUUAAACCCUUAAUGCUUGGUGUGAUAUCUCAGCUCAAUGACAUGUUACAUGAUGUACAAGGCAAAAAGACGGUCGAUUAUAAACGCAAGAUCAUCAAGAGCUUCGGAUCUCUAAUUAGAUUAGUCGGAGAUUCGAUGGCAGGCACUUUAGGGAUUCCAGAACUCCGAGAAGAAACGUUAAAAGCAUGGGCGCUAUUCAUCUCGACCUUACGCUUCUCUGAUGUUGGCCCAUUUGUCGGACGUACCACCGGAGCUCUCAUUGCCAAUUGGUAUACUUUUGGCCCUCACGAGCGGGAUAUCGCAGCAAAGAUCAUCAAUGAUAUUGCCGAUAAUGUGAAAGAUCUCAGUCAAUACGUGGAUGAAAUUGUCGGGCUGGACGACAUACCGGAACUGCAAAGUGCUGCUACUCGGCUCACAGCUCGACGGCGAAAAGCCAAAGUUCAGGACCACAUCUCUAAAGUGCUUGACAGAACGGACAGCAAGAAUGUCGCCAUCGCCACGGCUUCGACUCGCGAGCUCAAGUCACUACUGCUGAAUCGUCAAGCAGAAAUCGAAACGCUGGUCCGUGGUGACACGUUCGACGGUGUCAUGUCUCGACUCAUGACUAACCUGCUUUCAACCGCCACCCGUGAUGGAGACUGUCAAGAGCUCAGAGCAUUGAGCUACGAAUGCAUGGGGAUAAUCGGUGCUCUCGAUCCCGAUCGCCUCGGCUUGUCCUCGGAUACCGGAACUAUGACUAUCGCUGCCAACUUCACGGAACCUGAAGAAUCGAAAGACUUCGCUUUACACCUAAUCCGUGACCUCCUCGUCGAUGCCUUCCGAGCUACAAAUGAUACGAAGCAUCAGACACAUCUUGCAUAUGCAAUUCAAGAGUUGCUGAAAUUCUGCGGAUUUAGUCCCAAGAUAUUGCAUUCAAGCGAAAAGGUUAGUACAAGAACUCGAGAUAGAUGGGAAAGCAUCCCGAAGGACCAGCUCGAAACUUUGACACCAUUAUUGGAAUCGCGAUUCUCAAUAUCGGAUGGACCUAUCAAGACCUAUUCUCAUCCGAUUUACUCUUCUGCUCCAACUUAUCGAGAAUGGUUACAGAAUUGGACAACCGAUCUUAUUGGCAAAGUCAUGUCUAUGGCUGGGGAUGGACCUUCGACUCGAGAUAGUAAGACUAUAUUCGGAGCUUUCCGUGGUGUUCUCAAAAAUCAAGAUGUCACCGUGGCCCAUCACUUACUCCCGCAUUUGGUCCUAAAUGUGCUCCUCUCAGGACUUCGGAAUUACCGAUUAGAAAUAUCAUCAGAAAUCAAUGCGGUUCUUCAAGAGCAAGUGAAUCCCACCGGUCCAGCGGACAAGAGAACGCUCAGUGCGCAGGUUAUCUUUGAUCUGAUGGAUCAUCUCAGUAAAUGGCUGCGACUAUACCGAAUGACCAAGACCGAUCGGAAUCCCCAGACAAAAAUCAUCGAAGAAGUUCUAUCUGAAAUCGAAACUGAACUUAUGGCAAACGCUGCACUGCAGAGUAAAGCUUACGCUAGGGCUCUUAGGAGUUUUGAGGAGAGAACUGUUGAGCUUCGAAACAACAAACGUGACAAUUCCGAACUUCAAACUUACUUCGAACGCUUGCAUCAGAUAUAUUCUGAACUCGAUGAACCCGAUGGAAUGGAGGGAGUUUCAGCAUUCGUCAUCUCUCCCUCUUUGGAGCAUCAAAUCCGUGAACAUGAAAGUACCGGCAGAUGGACAUCAGCUCAAAGCUGCUGGGAGGUACGCCUACAACAGUCACCAGACAAUGUGUCCUAUCACGUUGGCUUGCUGAAAUGUCUGAGGAAUUUGGGUCAUUAUGCUGAACUCUCAUCUUUCGAAGCGGAAGCUGCGUGGAUCAUCGGAGAUUGGACCACCGUCAAGCAGAUUGGCUCUACGGGACCUGCGAUCGGACAAACCCUUUUGGCGCUGCAUGAACAUCGCGAUCUACAGCCGGUUCUAUUGAGUGCUAGAGAAAGAUUGGGAACACACAUCACAGCCAAAGAGUACGGUAGAGCUUACGAAUCUCUUCUGCAGCUGCAUCUGGUUAGGGAAAUCGAGAUGAUCCAGACUGCAAAGCAGCGUAUCGAGCAGACGCCAUCGGGACCUAACAGGCAUGUUUUGAUCCAGAAGAUCACCCAAGAUCUCAUCAAAUCGUUGGAAUCAAGGUUCAAUUUCACUUCACCUACUUUUCGUAUACGUGAAGCCUUGCUCAGUAUUAGAAGAACAGCUUACAGCUUAUUCAAUACUCCUUUGUUUGAAUCGGAAAUUGGAGAUGCUUGGAUCCUCAGCUCCAAAAUAGCUAGGAAAGCUGGCUACGAUCAGACAGCAUACAGCGCUGUUCUUCAAGCCAAAGAGGUUGACGCUUCCUUCGCUUUCAUCCAACAAGCCAAGCUGAACCGGACCGGUGGCGGCAUCUAUAAAGCUUUGACCGAUGUCGACAACGCACUGAAGCCUUUCCUCAAUACGGAUGUGGUCAUCGAUUUGACAGGGAACAGGGAUUUCUCAAGAGAGCGUAAACUCGCCAAGCAAAGUGGGCUAAUGAAACCGAUCGUUUCGAACGCAAUCACAUCAUCAGAAGAUAUCAGGAGGCGAUCGCUAGAGCGCAAAAACGAUGCCAAGAAUGCUUACACUCUGGCUCGAUCUUGGCGAGAACAAAGAGUUGAAACUUUUCUUACUGCUUUCCCACAAAUAAUCUCUCGUAUCGUGCAUCCCAGCAAGAAGGUUGCCGGUAUCUUGAAGAAGAUCAUGGCUGCGGUCAUUGUCCGAUAUCCUCAGCAAGCACUCUGGCCUACCGUUGGAGCUAUGCAAUCGAAGCGAGCGGAGAGGAGGCAGGCAUGCCUUGAAGUGACAAAUAUCGCUUCAACUAAGUCUCAAACGGUUGCCGGUUUAAUCAAAGAUGCCACAAACUUCUCAGGCAUCCUUCUAAGAUUCACUGAUGAUAAAGUCGACGAGAAAAAACGGCAAAUGUCAAUGUCCAAUGAUUUUGACUACGUUACCAAGACCAAGACUAGAAUGAUAUUGCCCCUUCAAGAUGCUUUGACAUGUGCUUUACCCACUACAUCCGAAACUGUCAAAUCACAUAAUCCAUUCCCCUUUACUCCAAUCACAAUAGCAGACGCGAGGUUGAUGGAUCUCAACUCAAUGAUCAAUAAACUACUCAAGAGUGCUUCCGAGUCCAGAAGACGACAACUUUGUGAGUACCAGACAUUCGAGCAGAAGCUGACAUCAGACAUCCGAACAUAUGCUGUGAUGCCCUUGAACGAAGAGUGUGGUCUACUAGAAUGGGUUGCAAAUACCAACGCGCUCAAAAGCAUUCUGGAAAAGGGAUAUCAACGCCAUAACAAGAAGAUCUACAUCUGGAACAAGGAUAAAGAAAACUUCGAACCUCUCAUUCAAGCCUUCAAAGACCAAAUAUUGCCCAAAUAUACGCCUACCGUCUUCAACGAGUGGUUCUUGAUAACAUGGCCAGAGCCUUCAGCGUGGCUCGCCAGUCGUAUGGCGUAUGGUCGGACCCUGGCUGUCAUGUCUAUGAUUGGCUAUGUGUUAGGUCUCGGUGAUCGACACGGUGAAAAUAUCUUGUUUGAUGGGUUGUCCGGAGACACUGUUCACGUUGAUUUGAAUUGUCUGUUCGAUAAAGUAAGUUCACCUGUGAAAGGAUAUGACUGA
This is a messenger RNA of Kwoniella botswanensis, 4146 nucleotides long. RefSeq lists its product as uncharacterized. Gene Ontology annotation, biological process: telomere maintenance; protein phosphorylation; DNA damage checkpoint signaling. Gene Ontology annotation, cellular component: nucleus. The coding region runs from base 1 to 4146 and encodes 1381 amino acids. Gene Ontology annotation, molecular function: protein binding; protein serine/threonine kinase activity. The transcript has 10 exons. The record is from RefSeq and is a predicted model, not a curated record. NCBI's taxonomy places the organism in Eukaryota, Fungi, Basidiomycota, Tremellomycetes, Tremellales, Cryptococcaceae.